CCGGCUGGAGCGGAGCCCAGAGCCUCGGCUGCCCGGCCGACGGAUGCCCCGGCAGGGCCCGUCCAUGGAUGCCAGCAAGAAGGUGGAUCUGAAGAUAAUCAUAAUUGGAGCUCUGGGCGUGGGCAAAACCUCCCUCCUGCACCAGUACGUGCACAAGACGUUUUACGAGGAUUAUCGCACCACGCUGGGUGCCAGCAUCCUGACCAAGGUCCUGGCGGUGGACAACACCCCCCUGAAGCUGCAGAUCUGGGACACGGGGGGACAGGAGCGAUUCCGGUCCAUGGUGUCGACCUUUUACAAGGGCUCGGAUGGCUGCAUGCUGGCCUUUGAUGUGACAGACAGGGAGUCCUUUGAGGCCCUGGACAACUGGAGAGAUGACUUCCUGGAGAAGGUCAUUCCAAGGGAGCAGGAUUUCCCCAUGGUCGUGCUGGGGAACAAAAUAGACCUCUGUGAUCGGCAGGUACCCAAGGAAACUGCCUCAGCCUGGUGCAAGGAGAAGGACAUCCCUUAUUUUGAAGUCAGUGCCAAGAACAACAUCAACGUGGCAGAGGCUUUCGAGACCCUUGCGAAGCAGGCGCUAACGACGUACAAAGGGAUUUUUGAGAGUUAUUUAACUGACUCCAUCAAACUCACUCCCUAUGACAAGCCCAAGAAGAGCUGCUGCUGAACCCGGGCACUGCCCACACUGGACCCCACAAUGCCCACGGCUGGAGCCCCUCCCAGGGGUCUGUGCCCUGUGCCCAUCCCAGGGACUGUCCAAGCCAGGGCACAGCAGGACCAGCCCUGGACACACCGGGACCAGCUCACUGUGCACCCCAGGACUUGCUACUUCCCACGGCUCUCCUGAACCAGAAAAUCCCAAAUUGCUGCUGUGUCACGGUGGCCUCGUCCCCCUGGAUCCACUGUCAUCUGGCACCCGAGCAGGCAAUGCCCCUGUGGUGAUGGUGCCAGCGGUGACAGUGCCAGUGCUUCUCUGGUGACAGUGCCAGUGCCCCUGUGGUGAUGGUGCCAGUGCCCCUGUGGUGAUGGUGCCAGUGCUCCUGUGGUGAUGGUGCCAGUGCUCCUGAUGCCUUUCCAGAGACCACGACCUCGGCCCCAGGGCUGUCCCUUCCCAGUGCAUGGGCUGGUGGCCCCACGGCUCUCACAGUGCUCACAGGGGGGACAUGUGGGGCUGGUGGCCCUGACACAGGGCUGAGAGCAGCUGGGUCCCCUCCUGGGAUCAGCCACGGAGGAGGCAACUGUUCUGUGCCUCAGUUUCCCCUCCAUCAAACACCUUCCACUCCCACCCCACCCAGGGAGGAUCCUCAGAAAAGCACUUUG
Messenger RNA from Pipra filicauda (Wire-tailed manakin), 1320 nucleotides. It is a transcript of the gene RAB7B, whose product is annotated as RAB7B, member RAS oncogene family. Bases 44 to 667 code for a protein of 207 amino acids. Lineage: Eukaryota; Metazoa; Chordata; Aves; Passeriformes; Pipridae. The transcript has 6 exons. Gene Ontology annotation, molecular function: GTP binding; GTPase activity. Gene Ontology annotation, cellular component: lysosome; late endosome; phagocytic vesicle. Gene Ontology annotation, biological process: endosome to lysosome transport; phagosome-lysosome fusion. The record is from RefSeq and is a predicted model, not a curated record.